Candoia aspera is the source of this 543-nucleotide messenger RNA. Its product is annotated as cytochrome c oxidase assembly factor 4 homolog, mitochondrial. NCBI's taxonomy places the organism in Eukaryota, Metazoa, Chordata, Lepidosauria, Squamata, Candoiidae. Gene Ontology annotation, biological process: mitochondrial respiratory chain complex IV assembly. Gene Ontology annotation, cellular component: mitochondrial intermembrane space. The record is from RefSeq and is a predicted model, not a curated record. The coding region runs from base 76 to 330 and encodes 84 amino acids. The transcript is spliced from 2 exons.
UGAGGCGGCGGCGGCGGCGGCGGCUGAGGCGGCUGUUGGGGGCGCUCGCGGCGCUGCUCGCGAAGAUCUGCCAAGAUGUCUGGCCACAGCUGGAGCCAGAAGACGAAAGCAAGGGGGCAGGAGGAGGAGGAGGAGGAGGAAGACCCUUUUGACCAGAUGAUCCAGCGCACCGGCUGCGCCACUUUCCAUUAUGCUGUGAUGGAGUGCAUGGCAGAGCACCAGGACUGGCGGAAGUGCCAGGAGCAAGUGCACAGCUUUAGGACCUGCAUGGCGGAACAUCAGAAGCAGAGGGCAGAAGAGAGGCAGAGGCUGCACCAGCCCACCAGCUGACUGAAGGGAAGAGAAGCAGGGAAUUUGCCUGCUGGACUCAAAGGCUGCAGAGAUACCAGAGCCCAGCAGUGCUGGCCGCUGAUUCAGAAAUGUAGAAAGAGCCUGGUUUUUGUAGACAAAGAUGCUGUACUGUCAGACCCGUUAAUGUAAUAAUGGCGUGAAAUUCUUUUUUGCUUUCAACAGGAAAAAUGUGAAGUUUCCUGCCAAAAUGAA